Molecule: messenger RNA, 1317 nt
Organism: Fonsecaea multimorphosa CBS 102226
Lineage: Eukaryota; Fungi; Ascomycota; Eurotiomycetes; Chaetothyriales; Herpotrichiellaceae
Product: 60S ribosomal protein L3
Exons: 6
Coding region: 1-1317 (438 amino acids)
Biological process (GO): ribosomal large subunit assembly; translation
Cellular component (GO): ribosome; cytosolic large ribosomal subunit
Molecular function (GO): RNA binding; structural constituent of ribosome
Source: RefSeq, a predicted model, not a curated record
AUGGUGCGCUCACGUGAUCCACGAAAAUCUUGGCGACCUGGACCGCACUUUAUCGAAAUAUCCAAUUUCUGCGUUCCACAUCGACGACUUCUACUUCAGCUUGACAACCUAGGACACCUUGACCCUUGUUCAAACAAGAUGUCUCAUCGAAAGUUCGAGGCGCCGCGACACGGCUCGCUUGCUUUCCUGCCCCGAAAGCGAGCUGCAAGACACCGAGGAAAGGUCAAGAGCUUUCCAAAGGAUGACCCAAAGAAACCAGUCCAUCUCACCGCUGCCAUGGGAUACAAGGCCGGGAUGACCACCAUUGUCCGCGACCUUGAUAGACCUGGCGCGAAGAUGCACAAGAAGGAGAUUGUCGAGGCUGUCACUGUUAUCGAGACACCCCCGAUGAUCGUCGUCGGCCUCGUCGGCUACAUCGAGACUCCCCGUGGCUUGCGCUCCCUUACCACCGUGUGGGCAGAGCAUCUCUCCGACGAAGUCAAGCGCCGCUUCUACAAAAACUGGUACCGAUCGAAGAAGAAGGCAUUCACCAAAUACGCCAAGAAACACUCUGAGAACAAAGGCUCCUCAGUUACUCGGGAACUCGAGCGCAUCAAGAAAUACUGCACAGUCGUCCGUGUUCUUGCUCAUACUCAAAUCCGCCAGACACCUCUCAAGCAGAAGAAGGCACACUUGAUGGAGAUUCAAAUCAACGGUGGCAGUGUGGCAGACAAGGUCGAGUUCGGCCACGGACUGUUCGAGAAGCCGGUUGAGAUUGACACCAUCUUCGAGCAAGACGAGAUGAUUGACUGCAUCGCCGUCACCAAGGGUCAUGGCUUCCAGGGCGUCACCAGCAGAUGGGGCACCAAGAAGCUUCCACGAAAGACGCACAAAGGUCUGAGAAAGGUCGCUUGUAUCGGUGCUUGGCAUCCUUCGCACGUCCAAUGGACGGUUGCCCGUGCUGGUCAGAUGGGUUACCAUCAUCGUACCUCUGUCAACCACAAGGUGUACCGCAUUGGCAAGGGCACGGAUGAGAAGAACGCGGCCACCGAUUUCGAUAUUGUGAACAAGCAGAUCACACCUAUGGGCGGUUUCGUCCGCUAUGGCGAGGUCAAGAAUGACUUCGUCCUCCUCAAGGGCUCUGUCCCCGGUGUCAAGAAGCGAGUCAUGACCCUGCGCAAGUCCAUGUUCCCACACACCUCCCGCAAGGCGCUGGAGAAGGUCGAGCUCAAAUGGAUCGACACGUCCUCGGAGUUCGGUCACGGUGCGUACCAGACCCCCCAGGAGAAGAGGCAAUUCUUGGGCACGCUCAAGAAGGAUCUUGUUGCUGCUUCGUAA